GGAAGCAUCCUUCGCCGGAUAAAAAAACAUGGCUCCGACGAAGAAAGGAAAGAAGAGCAAUUUGGCCGCAUCAACCACGGCAAAACCCACCGCCGAUAACACUUCGAGCUUUCCGUCAUGUUUGCGCCUUCUUGCCCCUUCCUCCGUCGCCAUCACAAUCCACGCGAAGCCUGGUUCCAAAUCUGCCUCCAUCACCAAUGUGAGCGACGAAGCGGUGGGCGUUCAGAUCGAUGCUCCGGCUAGGGAUGGUGAGGCUAACGCUGCACUUCUCGAAUACAUGAGCUCUGUGUUGGGGGUGAAAAGAAGACAAGUUUCAUUGGGUUCAGGAUCCAAGUCUCGAGAUAAAGUUGUGAUUGUCGAGGAUAUGACCCAACAAAGAGUCUUCCAAGCUUUGUCUGAAGAAUCAAAACCUACCUAAAAUUCUCCUCAAGGCUGGAACUUCAUGGAAGAAACGAAGCACUACAAGCUUAAGUGGUUGAUGAAGAUUUCUCAGACUUGUAAUAGAGAGAUCAUUGGUUAGGUAUACUAUGGUUAAUUGGUUAUAUGCGCAAUGUAAAUCUUUAGACUCUUGCUUGUUAUAACCCAGCUGCGUUUAGUCUACUUAUUUAUUUUUUUGCUUGUGGACACCACUGGGCUAUUAUCUACUAUUUUGUUGAAUACAAAGAAAGCUAUUAGCUUUAAGAAUACUAAAAACAACGUUUUGG
This is a messenger RNA of Eruca vesicaria subsp. sativa (arugula), 704 nucleotides long. NCBI's taxonomy places the organism in Eukaryota, Viridiplantae, Streptophyta, Magnoliopsida, Brassicales, Brassicaceae. The record is from the annotation of a GenBank genome assembly.